Amaranthus tricolor (Joseph's coat) is the source of this 1582-nucleotide messenger RNA. RefSeq names its product stearoyl-[acyl-carrier-protein] 9-desaturase, chloroplastic-like. Gene Ontology annotation, biological process: fatty acid biosynthetic process. The coding region runs from base 137 to 1336 and encodes 399 amino acids. Gene Ontology annotation, molecular function: stearoyl-[ACP] desaturase activity. The record is from RefSeq and is a predicted model, not a curated record. Lineage: Eukaryota; Viridiplantae; Streptophyta; Magnoliopsida; Caryophyllales; Amaranthaceae. Gene Ontology annotation, cellular component: chloroplast stroma. The transcript is spliced from 3 exons.
CACAGUUUGCACUUUCUUUGGCUUCCUCGUUGAGAUCGUCCUUUCUUCGUCCAUUUCUUUUUCCUCUUUUCCCUUCAACUUUAAGCUCCCAAAAACCCCUCAAAAAAACACUACCUUUAAACAAUUCCCAGAAAAAAUGGCAUUGAAAUUUCAACACCCAUUAACAUUGCAGUCAUCAAAGUCAUCUUCUUCAUUCAUAUUUCCUCGAUCUCAUCAACUCAGAUCUUCUCAUCGUGUUUUCACGGCUUCCACCAUUGGAAUCACCUCAAAGGAGGUUCCAAAUGGUAAAAAACCUUACAUGCCUCCAAGAGAAGUGCAAGUGCAGAAGACUCACUCAAUGCCGCCCCAAAAGAUGGAGAUGUUUAAAUCAUUAGAAAAUUGGGCCGAGGAGAACCUUCUCGGGCUUCUAAAGCCCGUUGAGAAGUGUUGGCAACCGCAAGACUAUCUCCCGGACCCUGCAUCAGAAGGGUUUGAAGAGCAAGUCAAAGAGCUGAGGGAAAGAACUAAAGAAAUCCCUGAUGACUACUUUGUAGUUUUGGUCGGGGAUAUGAUUACAGAAGAAGCCCUUCCAACUUAUCAGACCAUGCUUAACACAUUGGAUGGAGUUCGGGAUGAGACUGGUGCGAGUCUGUCUCCCUGGGCUAUAUGGACGAGGGCAUGGACUGCGGAAGAGAACCGGCAUGGUGAUCUGCUUAACAAGUAUCUUUACCUCUCUGGACGAGUUGAUAUGAAGCAAAUAGAGAAGACAAUCCAAUACCUGAUAGGAUCAGGAAUGGAUCCAAAAACCGAGAACAACCCGUAUCUUGGUUUCAUCUACACUUCAUUCCAAGAGAGAGCUACCUUCAUCUCUCACGGUAAUACUGCAAGGUUAGCCAAAGACCAUGGUGAUGUUAAACUUGCCCAGGUGUGUGGUAUUAUCGCUGCAGAUGAAAAGCGUCACGAAACUGCAUACACGAAAAUAGUCGAAAAACUCUUUGAGCUUGAUCCAGAUGGCACAAUCUUGGCUUUAGCCGACAUGAUGAGAAAGAAGGUGUCUAUGCCUGCUCACUUAAUGUACGAUGGUAUGGAUGACAACCUUUUCGACAAUUACUCGUCAGUUGCUCAACGCAUUGGAGUCUACACGGCCAGGGACUAUGCGGACAUCUUGGAGUUUCUUGUUCAGCGAUGGAAUGUAGAAAAAGUGACAGGGCUUUCUGGCGAGGGACAUAAAGCACAAGAUUUUGUGUGCGGAUUGGCCCCAAGGAUUAGGAAACUCGAGGAGAGAGCUCAAGCUCGGGCAAAACAAGCGUCUCUUGCUCCUUUCAGCUGGAUUUUUGGUAAACAAUUGACCGUCUAAAAGUUAUUGUCCCUCAAGUAAGAUUCUUUAUGUUUGAAGAUGAUGUUGGAAAGAAGUCUAGUUAGUGUAGAUACUUUUGUUUGAAUGUUGAGCAGUUCAAGAAUAGAGAAACUUGUAGGUUUGGUAAAGCUACCCAUGUCUAAAAUAUGUUGUAUGAGUAAAACAAGAUCCUACGUUGGAUCUACAGCCUUCUUGGAUUAGUUUGUUUAUAAAGCUUAUAAAUGAAUGACCUCUUUCUUAACACUA